Messenger RNA from Peromyscus maniculatus bairdii (prairie deer mouse), 1898 nucleotides. RefSeq names its product testis expressed 28 (gene Tex28). The record is from RefSeq and is a predicted model, not a curated record. Gene Ontology annotation, cellular component: endomembrane system. NCBI's taxonomy places the organism in Eukaryota, Metazoa, Chordata, Mammalia, Rodentia, Cricetidae.
GAAACGCUAGCCCGCCUGUGGAUAGGAGGGUACUGCGGGCAGGCGCGGGCAGGCCCAACAUACCAACGCCAGGCAGAGUCAAAUGAACAGUCAUCACAAACAGCACAAGACAUCCUAACUGCUUUCGUUCUGUUCACCAGCCUGUGAACUGUGGAGGAGAUAUGAAGGGAAACAGCAGAGAAAAUUCAAGAGCACCUGAAGUUACACAUUACUCAGGAAGCUGCAGAACUUUCUGUCCAACAAGCCCGGAGUGACUGUUUAGUCCAAAGCUGGCCUGUAACUUGACUGCGGAGCCUGAAUUGGAUCAAACAUUAGUCCCCAUAAAUUCCAGGCCUUUCACUGAACCUACACUGGUGCAAUCCUCCUGUUUCCACUCUUCCACAGCACUGGGGUUACAGUAUAUCUUCUAUGGUAUUGAAGAUACUAUUCAGCCAUAUUCUUGAUUUUAUUGAUGCUAUUAAGAAGUCAGAUUGCAGUCUGAAAGUCAUGGUUUUAAAGGUGGAAAGCACCAAGAGCUCAAGUGCAACCCUCCCCACCAACGUGCCCUCCUACAGGUCCCUGUCCUCCCAUGAGGAUUGCCCUAGCAGCCACACCAGCUUCUCAGAUGGCGAGCUUGCCCGGAACGUGAGGGAAGGUGUCAAACAUCGAAUCUUCUACCUCUCAGAGCAGCUGAGAGUGGAGAAGGCCAGUAGGGAUGAGAAUACCAUGAGCUACCUCAAGCUGGUAUCCAAAGCUGACCGACACCAGGCUCCACAUAUCCGACAGGCCUUUGAGAGGGUGAACCAGCGCACCUCUGCCACUAUUGCUCACAUAGAACGAAAGCUCUAUCAGUGUCACCUGCAGCUGAAGGAGCUGGAAGAGGGCUGCAGCCCUACAAGCUCAGUGCUGAAAGUGGGCAGUGGCAUGGACAGCCAUAAGCCAGGUGGGGAAGAUAGCUUACCCAUCAACAUAGCUAGGCCCUACACUCUGGAAGGUCACUUGUCAGUCUUGCAACAGAGGAAAUUCUCAGACAAAAAGUAUGUGGCCCAGCAACAAAAGCUGCUGUUGCAGAAGAUGAAGGAAGAACUGACAGAAGCCAAGAAGGUUCAUGCUGGCCUUCAGGUCUCUCAUCAAAGCCUCAAGGAAAGACAUGUGACUGAUGUGCGGGAGAUACUCGAGUCCCUCCAGGAAAAGAAAACCAGACAAUCACUGAUGGAAGAACAGGUGAAUGAUCACUUGCAGAGAUACCUGGAUGAGAUUUGCCACCUCAAACAGCAUUUGGCAUGCACUGAAGAGAAAAUGGCCUAUUUGUCCUAUGAAAGAGCCAAGGAAAUAUGGGAUGUAAUGGAGACGUUCAAGAGCAGAAUAGCCAAGCUAGAAACUCUACAGCAAGCUACCCAACUGGAGAUGAUGGCCAGCAUCAGAACCCGUCCCAAGGACUUUUUGUUCAGAUUCAUAAGCCUGCUUCUUACACUGACCACUAUCCUCUUGGUCUUGGUCUCUACCUUGUGUUCUUGCCCCUUGCCCCUGCUCAACUCACGCCUGCGCACAUUCACUAUAUUUGUGUUGAUUGGCCUUGGAAUUUUGGCCUGGCAGAAGCGGCAUAUCAUCUCCAUCAUGGACUGGCAGGCCUGGGUUCCCUUUAAGUGGAGACCAGACUUCAAGGAUGCUAAGCCUCUAUUAGAUGGACACUGAAGGACAAGGAGUCUCAACCACUUGAAUUUGUCUUUCCAGAUGUUGAGGGCAUCCAGUAAGCCUUCCCUAGAGAGUUACUUUGUUGUCCUCAUUUUCUUAAUUCUGUAACCACCAGCCUAGUGAGAUAUAUGCAGAUGCCAACUUGCCUUCUCCUUCCAAUUUUCCAUGAUCUUUUCAUAACAUCUAUAGACAUGGGGAUUGGAUUAAAAACGAAAGAAACCAUA